GCGGUCUCAGAACAGAGUGCAAAGAGAGAGAGAGAGAAAGCAAAGUGAGUGUUAGAGCCCACUGUGGUCACUGCUAAAACACUGAUCCGAAGAGAAAUGGAGGGAUUAACCAGUCGGAUUUAAAAAUCUGGAGCUCAUGCGGAGGCAGCCAAUCGCUAGACGAUCUGGAUUAUAAGUAGACAUCGCCGGCCGGCGUGCCGUGCGUUCCUGCUGCUGACAGAAUGGGGUGGUUCUCAUACUGUACUAUGAGAGCAUGUUUUGUUCCUUAAAAGGAAUCCAGAGUUUCCCGCAGUGCCCUUGUGAUCUGAUUGUCAAGUAUUCUUAAUCAUCCUUCAGGGUCUUGUGUGUGUUCCCUAGGAAUUGAACCCACAACUUUGUGCUAAUGCAAUGCUCUACCAAUUGAGCUAGAUGGUGGUUGAUCUGUUCAUCCGGAAUUUGUAUGUUUACCCUCCCUUACGUGUUUGGAGCUCUGGUCUAAAUGGGUCCGGUUAUGCCUCCCAGUAAGAAGCCGGAAGGAUCCGGGGUCAGCGUCGCGAGCGGCCUGAGACAGUUUUAUCAGGCGAGCUCCAUCACACGUGCCUUGCAGGAGGCAGAUGAGAUGGACCUGGCUCUUCCCACCAUCAAGCUUGAGAAGGGCAGUGUGGAAGAUGAGGAACUUACCAACCUCAACUGGCUCCACGAAAGCAAGAACCUUCUUAACAGCUUCGGCGAUCCCGUGCUGAGGAGCGUCAGCCCCGUACAGGACCUGGACGACGACACCCCACCUUCCCCGGCCCAUUCUGACAUCCCGUACGAUGCCAAGCAGAACCCGAACUGCAAACCACCUUAUUCAUUCAGUUGCCUCAUCUUCAUGGCCAUUGAAGAUGCCCCUUCCAAGAGACUUCCGGUUAAAGACAUUUACAAUUGGAUCCUGGAACACUUCCCAUAUUUUGCCAACGCCCCCACGGGGUGGAAGAACUCAGUCAGGCACAAUCUGUCUCUCAAUAAGUGUUUUAAGAAAGUGGAUAAGGACCGGAGUCAGAGUAUCGGCAAGGGCUCCCUGUGGUGCAUAGAUCCAGAGUACAGACAGAAUCUCAUCCAAGCGUUGAAGAAGACCCCUUAUCAUCCUUAUUCCCAAGUGUUCACCACACCUCCCACCUCUCCUCAGGCAUAUCAAAGUAUGUCCAGUCCUCCAAUAUGGCCAGGAAGUCCCUUUUACAGAAAAAACAAGGGAGUCCUCCUGCAAGUUCCUCAGGGAGUGAUCCAAAAUGGAGCUCGUAUGAUGAGCCAGGGCCUCUUCCCGGGAAUCCGACCCCUUCCCAUCAACCCUAUAGUGAGCAGAUCUGCCGCUGUAAGGUCAGUACUUGCUGGCUACAGAAUCAGCAGUGAGGGUGAACCCAUCCUUACCUCUCCGAUGGUCAGCGGUGACCCCAAGGACGACCACACCUACAGUUUCGCCAAAUCUUCCAGCUCCGACGCCGAAGAAGAGACCCACUGCGACGGGAGCGAGGCGAACGAGGUCGGCAGCGAGGAGGACGACGACAAGAGCAAAAUCAAGAAGGAGCCCAAGGAGUGGUCGGUGGACGCCAUCGCGCUCGCCCAGCACAAGAAAUGGCAACUUUUGACAAAAGCCAAACAGAGAGUGGCCAGUGACACACUUCCUCUAAAAAAGAGGCGUACGGAGAAACCGCCAGAGAGCGAUGACGAGGAGAUGAAGGAGGCGGCCGGGUCCCUGCUUCAUUUGGCGGGAGUCAGGGCCUGUUUGAACAAUAUCACCAACCGGACGGCUAAGGGGCAGAAAGAGCAAAAAUAAUGAACGGACUGUAUUGUAAAGAGGAGGGAAAAAAGCAUCACUUUGAAUAGAAUUUACUAUUUUUUUCCAGGACAUCAGGUGAUUCUACUGAUUUGUGGCAAUAUCAACAAUCACUUUGUUUUCCUAUCUUUAUAGGUAACAUUUUACAGAGGGUUUCCUUGUUUGAGUUUACUUUUAUUGUGUGUUUUUAAUCUACGGAGAUUGAAGCCAUAGCCUUCAAAGCAAAGGAUUUCAUUUGGCUCGUAGAAAAAGUGAGAGGUACAUCGAAAAACGCCCCGGCCUAAUUGUCGAAAUUUGAUAAACGUUGUCCAGCAUGUUCUCGAUUUGUGGUGCAAAGUUAAGGAUGAUGUAAAUUAAACGCCAGAGACAAUCCUGUCGAGCAGUUCCUGUGAUGUCACUUCCCAUCCUCGUGCUCGUCUUAGGGCUCGUACUUACGCUGGCGGUAGUUUUCAUAAAUCACGGGAAUGAGAGAAAAGCCAUAAGCCUUUGUCAAAGUGUUUUUUGGAGGUAAAAGUGAUACAUGAAUAAGUCUUUUUAAACUGCCCACGUUUUUUCCUAAGCAAUCAAAAUGAGUAAUAUCGUCCAUCGGAAGUGAUAGCGGAUGGUGAUAUUUCUUCUUUGGCACAAUGAAAAUGAAAACUUGGAGCUAAUGCUACAAUACCUGCCAGUUGUAUUUUAAUAGCAGAAAAUAAUGCUAUGACUGUGGAGUUGUUUUGUGUUUGUUUGUUUGUUUGUUUACGUUUAUUUUUCAACCCUCGUGAUGUAAUAAGCAAUUCAUCCAGUCAGGAUAACACUGUAUAAAAGUUACACUACAACGAUUUUCCUUUCUUAAUUUAAGCAAUGUAGCCAGCAGAAUUUUCCAAAUUGUGUUGCAUGGGUUCUGUAAAGAAAAAGAAGAGCGUUUUUUAAAAUCAAAACUUCAUGUAAGGUAAAUACUGUAUUUAGCAUGGAGCAUGAAUUAUUUUCAUAUAAAUAUAGAUCCUAGAGAACUACGGCACCGCCUCUAAUUUUUAUGCCAAUAGGCCUAGUCUCUUUUUCAUCGUUAUUUUGAUUUUAAAUUUGUCGUCCUCGUCAUCACGUUACGUUGAAGCAGGCGUUUAAAAAAAUAUUUUUCUUCAGGGACAAACGCUGACUGUUGGGAAACUCUCUCUUUCUCUUUCUGCAAUAUGACGACAUCACGUUCAGUGCAGGGCCUGUCGCCCGUCUACCCUAACAGAUUUCCAUUCCAGAGUCGGGAAUUUCAGCUAUUUCAAUGUCCGUGUCUUUAAGGAGAAGUUCGUAGUGAGUGUCGGCACCCAGCUCCUUCCGGCUUUCGUUUUGCUUUUCUUCCAUGUGUAAUCCGGAUGUACGUGUCUGCGUGUCUUCCUUUUAUUCCGCAAGACUUUGGAUCUGACGUGACGCAUAGUUUUCGUUUCUGUAUUUUUUGUAUUUACGUAUCGCUCUAUUCAGGAGUUUGUCAGUAUCAGAUGCACGAUAACGGAUCUUUACACCUCCAGUAGAUCUUUAUAUUUAAGCACUUAUAUAAACGGUUAAAGGAAGAGAUAUCCGAGCUCAGUGUAUAUACUUUUAACGACCUCGCCCAAUUGCACUUUUAUUGAUUUAACUCAACUCCAGGUAAACGUCUCUUUACCUUCCAACAUACGAAUUUUAAGAUUCAGUGCCAAAGCCUGUAACAACUCUAUACACUGCAAAAUGGCCGACGCAUACUUGAUGUCAAUAACUUGUAGCAUUUCUGUCAAUGACCCAUGUAUGAUAAAUAUUCUUAAUCAUAGUAUUUCCUAACAUAUUGCAUUGCUGUAAUUUACUCUCAUGUCAUACCUCCACCCCCUUCAUCUGAAGAUAGUGGUUUCGUGUUGAAUGUCUUACCUGGCUCAUGAAUGUUAAUGUGAUGUCUCCUGUUGGCAUGCCUUUAUACCUUACAAAGAUAGAACAUUUUAGAAAUUUGUUUCCCACAUCUGCACCUACUACGAAUGAUCCCGGAUAUAACUAUCGUACGGAUUUGUGACCUUGUCUGAUGUUAAAUCCUAAACAGUUUUUACUCAUUAUAGUCGAAAUGGAUGAAAACCAUGAAAAAGCUAAAGUUAACUCCUAAAGGCUAAAGUAUUAUGAAAUUACGUACCUGUAGGCACGUUAUUUUCUGAUUCUUUUUCAUGAUACUGUCGAAUUUCCGCUUUGUUUCGUGAUCGUAUCACAAAUUUCUGUGUACGUGUCAUUGUCACGUUUUCGUUACUCAACUGUUUUGUCCUAUUUUCUUACCAUUGUCGCGUCGGUUUAGGGUUAGAUUUACAUAAAAUUACGUCCUUACCCAAACCCAACUCUUAACCUAACGCCUGGGUUUAAAUUUUAAAAAUAUAAAAAAAAUCUGAAAAAAUUGUAUAAACCAAUACUUAAAGUGACAUCCUAACGCAAACGCCAAAUCUAACCCUAAACCAAAGCUUAAAAAAAUGGUUUGAAAAUAGGAAAAAGCAGUAAGACACGUAAACGCAGAAAUUCGUGACAGUAUUACGAAAAAAAAUAAAAAAAGACGUGCCUAUAAGUUGGUAAUUUUGUGAGACUGGGUAAAAAGUAUAGUCCAUUUUUUUUUGUGCACACGAGGGUCCGCGUACAAUACACAUGACGCAAUUUUCAUCAUCAGAAGAAUGCGCGAUACCGUAUCGCGCACCGAUUUUUUAAACCCUGCAUACACUGUACGCAUACAUCGGAUAUGCGCUUACAGGAGAGUGUAGUAUGUAGCCCAGGAGAUGCAGCGCAUUUUAUCCAGCUUGAUCUACGAGAGUUCGUACAUAUUUUACAAGUUGGCUAAUUCGCAUGAAUUCAUACGAAGUUAGUCGUGCAAAAACGUACGAUUCUCAUGUAAAAACAACAACGAAACCCAACCCCAAAUUCACAGGGGUCAAGGCAAAUCGUACAAAAACGUACAAAUGUGGUCGUACGAAUUAGUACUCGUAAAAAUGUACAAAUUCUCGUGAGAUAGUGUUGUUUUAUCACAGUUCGCAUGCGUUGAGUGUACAGGUACGAGUCAAAUAAACUAUACUUUGCAAGGCUGUACGUUCGAUCGCGUGCAUAAUUUCACGUAAAAACAGACUAUACCACGGGCUUAACACACUGCCUUCCUAUAAACUACAACACUCACUACGUAACUUUUCCCUUGUAGAGUUCCUUCAGUGAAAACGCUCUGUUAAAGGAACCUGAUAAAGCAUCAACAAGCACCCAAAUAACCGAUCAUAGGAGGUGAUGUUUUUCCAUAAUUUUUUGUUGUUUUGUUUAAAGGUUCCUGUUGACUGCCAUUAUGUUAAGUGUUUCAGUUUAAGAUGAAAGUAACGGAGUCCUUUUAGUUUGAAAUGAAUUAUUUGGUCUGAUGGCAUGUGCACCCAGCGAAUAUGUCAAUAUAGAGGCGUUAUUGCACUCUGUAUUUUCCUUGACUUGUAAUCAUAUUGCCAAAGACAAUUUUAUCAAUUAAUGUAAAUAUCACUUUAUCCAUUGCUACAACAGAUUCUAUUUGUUUUUCUUUCCGUUUAUUUUUCUCCAGCCCUACCAUCAAGUUUCUGUGAUGUAUUGUCUUCCAGUUGCAAUAAAAAAAGUUGCAAAGGUGA
Messenger RNA from Paramisgurnus dabryanus, 5385 nucleotides. Lineage: Eukaryota; Metazoa; Chordata; Actinopteri; Cypriniformes; Cobitidae. The record is from RefSeq and is a predicted model, not a curated record.